GUGCUUAACAUUGAACAUGGCCAAUCAGUGUGUUUUAUCUCCUCCUCUGGGGGGAGUUAAUGUUAAUAGAAAGCAUUGCAGAGAUUAGAAACAUGGCUUUGGAACGUGUGAAAAUUCGCCUUGGACCUGACGAAGCUUUAUUAUUCCAAGUCAAGAUUAUUGGAAACGACACUAACGAAAAAGGAGGCUUUGUUGAAUACAUCGUGCAGACAUCUCAUCUUCCCUCGUCAGCGAAUUAUGCGCUCUCGGACUUAUCUUCGUUGCAAAAACUUGAGCUACUUUCUUGGACUGUGCGGCGUCGUUAUUCGGAUUUCAGGAACCUCAAAGCCGUCAUUCAGGAAUCUUCUGGAUUGGAUUUUUCCUUCCCUGCUAAGAAAAUCACUGGGAAUUUAAAUGAAGAUUUUGUAGCGUCGCGGCAAUCCGGAUUGCAAGGUUUUUUGGACCAAGUUCUAGCUCAUCCCUAUCUAAGGACUUCCACGGCUUUGAAACGAUUUCUAGAUGAUGUUUCCUGGCGAGAUAAUUUCCAAGACCUGGCUUUGCAUUCCGUGUCCAAUUUCUGUCGGGCCAAUGAGUCAAUUCAAAUCGAGAGAGUCCUUCACAACAUGGGAUGGCGAACCCGGAAGAUUUUCUUUCAGGUAAAGGGACCAACCGGGUCCAACGAUGAGAUGUUCUUGGUGUGGAGCCAACUUCGUUUAGCAAACCAGCUGUCGGAGAAGACAAUGCAAAGCAUAUGCAGAUCUCUGUCGCUAAUGGAGCAUCCUUAUCUGAGCACUGUCCACGCAUGUGCCUUGUCCAAUGCUGGGGGUGUAUUUGUUCGAUAUAUGAGUCCCUUGGGAUCUCUCCGUGAUAUCAUGCAUGGAUCCCGACCAAAAUCGCCCUUUCUUCGGAAGUACGUUAAGACGCAAAAGGUCCGGACUUUUCCAGAGCCCGAUUUGUGUCUAAUGAGCUGGCAAAUGUUGCAUGGGCUGAUGUUUCUUCGCGACAAGGGCCUUGGUCAUGGCAACCUGACGACAUCCAACGUUCAUUUUGGAGGGGGAAAUGUAAAGAUUGCUAGUUUCGAGAACUUCUUCCUUGGAUUACCAGGGUUUUAUCGCCCAUGGGCAGUGCAGCUGAAGCAACCUUCAAAAUCAUUGGCUAAUUUUGAUGUCUAUUGCUUCGGGCAUGUCCUGUUCGAACUUGCAACAGGUUUUCCUUUGAACCAAACCACAAUGAAAGAGGCUCUCUCAAAACAUUCUGAAGAAAUGAACUCUCUACUCUGGUCCAUUCUAUCGUUGGAAUCUACCAAAGCGUCGGAUUAUCCCUCGUUUGAUUCCCUUCUCCAUCACCCAUGGUUCAACGAUUUCCGAAACAAGACAUUUUCAUCACCAACGCUCAAGUUCUCUCAAUCCACCAAAGAAGUGAUUGCCAAAGUGAAGCAAGCGGUUGAAGAACGCCUCACUACCGACCACAAAUUAUUCAAGGCUUAUCAACGGGAUCAAAGACGCAAAUCCGUCCUAAACUCGAACACAGAGAAGCGCAAGCGACAACUUUUGAGGGAGCUUUCUGUACCCCGCAACGAAACGCGGGUCACUCCUACAAUCCAUCCUACACCACCGUCUGUUACUAAAGCGGUGGUAACCGAGAGAAAAGUAGGUAAUGGAAGUGGUACACUACCGUCGUCACACCCACCCCCUCCCCCUCCUGCACCAUCGAAGAUGCCCAAAGACGAGAUCAAAGAACAAAAUGCUCCUGGGCAUGUGGCGCCAAAUUCCAAUCGAUCAGCUCUUUUGGGUUCGAUCGCAUCGUUUCAAAAGGGCUCCUUAAGGAAGGCAGAAACCAAAGAUCGGAGUGCGCCCAAGAUUUGAUAAAUUGAUCUGAUCAUGUUUAUUCUUAAUCAAGUGAUACAUCGAGUUUUUUUUUAUGAGGGGAGGUUGGACCGAAUGAUCCUGUUACAAAUACAAACUUUUCUGAUGAUUACUAUCACAGCAAGACAGAA
This is a messenger RNA of Tigriopus californicus, 1975 nucleotides long. RefSeq names its product PX domain-containing protein kinase-like protein. The coding region runs from base 60 to 1844 and encodes 594 amino acids. The record is from RefSeq and is a predicted model, not a curated record. The transcript is spliced from 9 exons. Gene Ontology annotation, cellular component: late endosome; early endosome; extrinsic component of endosome membrane. Gene Ontology annotation, molecular function: actin binding; phosphatidylinositol binding; ATP binding. NCBI's taxonomy places the organism in Eukaryota, Metazoa, Arthropoda, Copepoda, Harpacticoida, Harpacticidae. Gene Ontology annotation, biological process: protein phosphorylation; endosome to lysosome transport; early endosome to late endosome transport.